Tarenaya hassleriana is the source of this 3829-nucleotide messenger RNA. RefSeq names its product protein SMG7-like. The record is from RefSeq and is a predicted model, not a curated record. NCBI's taxonomy places the organism in Eukaryota, Viridiplantae, Streptophyta, Magnoliopsida, Brassicales, Cleomaceae. Bases 170 to 3157 code for a protein of 995 amino acids. Gene Ontology annotation, biological process: nuclear-transcribed mRNA catabolic process, nonsense-mediated decay. Gene Ontology annotation, molecular function: telomeric repeat DNA binding; telomerase RNA binding; protein binding. Gene Ontology annotation, cellular component: telomerase holoenzyme complex. The transcript is spliced from 8 exons.
UCGACGUCACGUUUUGCUUCACCAUCUCUUUCUAUCUCUAAGAGGGGAAAAACCCUAGUUUUCAAUCUCCACCGUCCAGUUUUUCCUUCUGAGACUUCUUGUCUGAUAGGGCAUUCGCAGAUCUGGUGUUUCCUGUUUCAUGUGAGAAAAGUUUUGUUGAGAUUGAUGGAUGAUGAUCGGGCAGAUGGAUAAGACAUCUGAUCUUUCGUCAAGGGAGCGUGCACAGUCCAUACUCGAUAAGACUGUCAAGUUGGAAAGCAAGCGUCGGAAGGCUGCCCAGGCUCGACUUCCAUCUGAUCCAAAUGCGUGGCAGCAAAUUCGGGAGAAUUAUGAAGCGAUAAUUCUUGAGGAUCAUACUUUUUCUGAGCAGCACAGCAUCGAGUAUAAUUUAUGGCAGUUGCAUUACAAACGUAUUGAAGAGUUCAGAGCACACUUCAAUGUCCUGUCUUCUGGCAGCUCAAAUACAGCCCAAAAUGUCAAAGGUCCCAUCAGACCUGACCGAGUUGCGAAGCUCAGACUGCAGUUUAAAACAUUCCUGUCAGAAGCAGCUGGGUUUUACCAUGAUCUUAUUUUAAAAAUUAGGUCAAAAUAUGGUCUCCCCAUGGGAUAUUUCUCUGAGGAUCCAGAGAAGUCAGCAGAAGUUAAGAAAGCGUUCGUGUCUUGCCACCGGUGCUUAAUAUACCUGGGUGACCUUGCCCGGUAUAAAGGAUUGUAUGGGGAGGGGGAUUCUAAGAACAGGGAGUAUGCUGCUGCUUCAAGUUAUUACCUGCAAGCUGCUUCCCUAUUGCCAGCCAGCGGAAACCCACACCAUCAGCUUGCUAUAAUAUCCUCUUAUUCAGGGGAUGAGUUGGCGGCUGUUUAUCGUUAUUUCCGGAGUUUGGCUGUGGAGAGCCCCUUUCCUACUGCCCGUGACAACUUGAUUGUUGCAUUUGAAAAGAACCGUCAGAAUUACACUCAGCUGCUUAUGAUGGUUAAGGAUUCAUCUAGAAAGCCAAAUGGUAAAGGAAGACGCAAAGGGGAAGAUCUUUCAUUGAAAGAUGCAAAUUUGGUAGUUGGUCCUGAGAAGGAUAUAAUACCAAAUGCAAAUGAGAUGCUCAAAACAUUUUGCACUAGAUUUGUCCGCCUUAACGGGAUUAUUUUUACUCGUACAAGCUUGGAGAUGUUCUCUGAAGUUCUUGACUCCACUAUCAACAGCUUACAAGAGCUGCUUUCUUCAGGCCCAGCGGAGGAGUUGAAUUUCGGUGCAGAUGUCACUGACAAUGCAGUUUUCAUUGUUAGACUUGUGGCGAUUCUGAUAUUCAGCGUUCAUAAUUCAAAGAAAGAAACAGCAAGUCAGACGUAUGCAGAAAUCGUACAGGGUGCUGUGCUUGCCAAAAAUUCCUUAACAGCAUGCUUCAAGUUACUUGGACUAGUAGUAGACCGGUGUGUUCAGCUUCGCGAACCUUCAUCAAGUUACUUCUUGCCUGGUGUCCUAGUCUUUGUUGAAUGGUUGGCAUGUUAUCCUGAUAUUGCGGCGGGCAGCGAUCCAGAUGAGAAGCAGAUUGCUGUUCGGUCUAACUUCUGGAACCAGUGCAUUGCCUUCUUGAAUCGAAUAUUGUCGCUUGGGCCGAUGCUUAUUGAUGCUGAGGAAGAUGAGACUUGCUUCUCAAACAUGAGCAGAUAUGAUGAAAGGGAAACUGAAAACCGACUUGCGCUAUUUGAGGACUGUGAACUAAGAGGAUUCUUGCCAUUGCUUCCUGCUCAAGCUGUUCUUGACUUCACCAGGAAUCAUUCCUUUGGAAGUGAAGGUCCCAAAGAAAAGAAAGCUCGUAUCAAGAGGAUUUUGGCAGCAGGGAAAGCUUUGACCAGUGUGAUAAAAAUAGAUCAAAAUCCUGUGUACUUCGACUCGAAGAAGAAGGAAUUUCUGGUUGGUGUAAAACCGUCAGACAAUUUCUUGCUUGAUUCAUAUCCAAGCCUGCCAGACGCUAAUAACACUCUGCAAGAUCACCAAAUGAUCAUGGAUCUGAAUUCAUCAGUGAUGCAACAAGGUCACCCCUACCUGGAUGAGGAGGAUGAGGAUGAAGUAAUUGUUUUUAAGCCUAUGGUUUCUGAGAAGAGAAUAGGUGCCCCUGAUCAAAUAUAUGAGCCAAAUGUGAGCAUAAGAAAACCUGAUCAAGGUGCUUCAAUUGGGGAUCUGAAAUCUUUGGGUGGUUCUCGCUCAGCUUCUCAUGACAAUCUCCUUGUACAAGCCAGUGCCAGCACGAGUUUCCAGUUACCUGUAUCUGUUGUUGGGUCUAACCUUCUGGCUCAUCUUCAACCUGCUCAGUCGCAGGUUCAGCAUCUGCAACAGUGUCAAACACAAGUGAUGCCUCAACUGCCAGCACAAUCGCAGGUUGGUCAUCUUCAACCAACCCAAUCACAGAUUGCACACUUUCCACUAUCCCAUUUACAGGCCUGCAAGCGGUUACCAGAGGAUGCUGCUUCUCUUGCUGGAAAUCUAUCAGGGUUAAAUCUCAUAGGUAAUGGUCAUAUGAUGAAUGAGAUGCAAGGGAAUCAUGGCAUUUCUUAUCACCCUGCUCCUUCAUUGCCGAUUCACCAGUCCUUCAAUGUCAAUAGUAUAAGUGGUGUGCCAUAUCCUCAAUCACGAGCUACUGAAGCUGUGCUGAUGUCCAAAGUUGACGCUGUUUCAUCUUCUGGGGUUAUUGCUGAUGGUAUGGGUGUCCAUACUUCUCUAACGAGAAAAAAUCCAAUCAGCAGGCCCGUUAGGCAUCUUGGGCCUCCGCCUGGGUUCAACUCAAUCCCUUCUAAGGCGCCAAAGGAGUUGAUGUCUAGUUCAGAUCUGUCUGGCAGUAAUCCGCUGGUUGAUGAUUAUAGGUGGUUGGACGGAUAUCAACCUCAAUCUACCAGAGGUGUUGGGCUCAGUAAUUCUUUGAAUUACCCUCUUCCUGGGAAAUCUGAAUAUGUAAGUAUCAGCAAUGGCCUGAACGGGACUGUCAAUUUCCCCUUCCCUGGAAAACAAGUUCCAACGUCGCAGGUUCAAGCGGAUAUUCAGAAAGGGUGGCAGGCUUAUCAGCAACUUCAGCAACAGCAACUUGUGAACGGAAACCAGCAAUCAUCAGCUCAGCUCCCUGAGCAAUAUCAAGGACAGUCAAGCUGGCCCGGUCGUUCCUUUGUGUGAGAUCGGUAAAGAGUAAACACGGUUAUGUGGGAAUGAUUCUGGUGAGUGUAACCUGAAUGUUUUUGCUACCAAACUUCAACUCUGAUGAGCCUUGUUCUGCUGGAGUCAUCUUAUGGCUUUUGGGCUUAUUGAGGGCACUUGCUACCGGACUGGCAGAGACUUGAGGACAACUCAUGUUGGUGGUUUGGAGGGAGAUUGUGGGGAGAAGAAGAGGACACAUUCUGCAUUGGUCUUGCGUGCGGGAAUUCAUUUAGGAGUAAAAGUUGCCUUGUCUUGUUGCUACCCCCCCGACAUGUCAGUGAGAAAGGGAUCGUACCCCCCACACUAGCCCCCCCGAUGCUCUCAGCGAGUUUGGGGGUGUGGGGGACUUGGAACCAUAUGGUGGCUUCACCACACCAAAUGGGCUUUAUCUUAUUUAAUACUCGCAAGAGAGAAAAAAAAGUACACUUAUUAGCUAUUUCGCAAGUCAUGGUCACGCCCAACUCUUUAUCUCCCUUUUUUUUUGGUCUUUCGUGUGUCGUCGUUGCUGGAAGCUUAAAGAGCCGUAUGGUAUGGCUACCGGAUUGAUGAAUAAAUGGUGGUUUGUGGUCUUUGGUUUUUUUUUUUUUUUUUUGUGUGGGAUUUGUUACUGAAAUUGCUGUUGGAGAUAUGGAUCGUCUUGUGUUUCUCUGA